UUACAUUCCAACACAUAGAUAAACUCUUUCACAGUUUUAUAAUUUUAUUAUCUUUCUUUUCGUUUGAAAUCUUUGUGGAAAAAAAUGGCUAAUGUUGGAAACACUAGUGGGUCUACUCGUUAUGAAGAGCUUGGUCGUGAAUUGAAGCAGCUGAAUGAUGAAAUUAAGAAGCUCGACGUGGUUGAUUUUCGUGCCAUUGAAGAAUUAAAUAAGAAGAUAACUGAUGUGGCAACGAAGUUGAAAGAGUUCUAUGAGAAGAGGAAAGAAACUGUGAAGGAGAUGAAGGAAACCCCACAGUGAUAGGUUACUUUUACUUUUCCAGUGAAGCUCUCUCUUAUAGAUAAAUAAAUAAUUGAAAUGUUGUUAUAUAUGCGUCUAAACUCUGAUUAGGAGUGAUAGACAAGUUAAUUAUUUUACUUUUCUUGAACAAUUUAAGUCCACUGAGACUUUCUUGUAAGUAAAUAAUUGGGAAACUCUUAUGAGUUAUAUAUAAAUAGACAUGGUUGUUUCAA
This is a messenger RNA of Arabidopsis arenosa, 512 nucleotides long. The record is from the annotation of a GenBank genome assembly. Lineage: Eukaryota; Viridiplantae; Streptophyta; Magnoliopsida; Brassicales; Brassicaceae.